UGACGUCACUUCAACGCGACCGUAGUAGGAAAGAAGAAGCAGCAGCAGCAGCAGCAGCAGCAACAACAAGAUGGCGGCAAGGUUACUUCUCCGUUCAGCCUUCAGGGCCGCCGUGAGCCGCCGGGCCGGUCCGGUACCGACACUGAGCCGUAGCAUGGCGGCUGGAGGUAUACCUACGGAUGAGGAGCAAGCCACCGGCCUGGAGAAGAUCGUCAUGAAGGCCAUGAAGGAGGGCUCCGACCCGUACAGCAUGAUGAAGCCGAAGGAGUACGCCGGUUCCAAAGCGGAUCCUCACCUGGUUCCUUCCAUCUCCAACAAGAGGAUAGUGGGAUGUGUGUGUGAGGAAGACAACACGGCCGUGGUGUGGUUCUGGCUCCACCAGGGCGAGGCUCAGCGCUGUCCGUCGUGCGGUUCCCAUUACAAACUGGUCCCACACGAGCUCCCCCACUAGACCCGGAACAAGAAGCGUGCCGUCGUACUUUGGGAACAUCCUGUUUUCUCCUAUCUACUUCCUGCUCUUGACUCCCACAUUCAGCUCUCAUUGGACUUUUGUUGUCUUUACAUACUUGAUCAACCUGCUGACCUCAUCGUCAUCAUCACGAGUCUUUGCUGGUGUCCAGCAUGUCUUUCGUCCUCCGCAACGUUCCACUCACUCCUCUUAUUCCAACAAUAAAGUCCAUUCACUUCUA
Dunckerocampus dactyliophorus (ringed pipefish) is the source of this 689-nucleotide messenger RNA. RefSeq names its product cytochrome c oxidase subunit 5B, mitochondrial. The record is from RefSeq and is a predicted model, not a curated record. Gene Ontology annotation, biological process: mitochondrial electron transport, cytochrome c to oxygen. Gene Ontology annotation, cellular component: mitochondrial envelope. Bases 71 to 451 code for a protein of 126 amino acids. The transcript is spliced from 4 exons. NCBI's taxonomy places the organism in Eukaryota, Metazoa, Chordata, Actinopteri, Syngnathiformes, Syngnathidae.